This is a messenger RNA of Onychostoma macrolepis, 2861 nucleotides long. It is a transcript of the gene wdr43, whose product is annotated as WD repeat domain 43. Gene Ontology annotation, biological process: maturation of SSU-rRNA from tricistronic rRNA transcript (SSU-rRNA, 5.8S rRNA, LSU-rRNA). The transcript is spliced from 18 exons. Gene Ontology annotation, molecular function: protein binding. The record is from RefSeq and is a predicted model, not a curated record. Lineage: Eukaryota; Metazoa; Chordata; Actinopteri; Cypriniformes; Cyprinidae. Bases 16 to 2112 code for a protein of 698 amino acids. Gene Ontology annotation, cellular component: nucleolus.
UGGUUGAUAACAAUAAUGGCACGCCCCCCAAACCCAGAGUGGCCAAUUAGCGUUUCCGCUGCGCCUGUGCAGCUGCGCAUGCGCGCUGUCCAAUUUUCUCUCACACGUGUUUCCCGUGGAGCAGAGGGACGCACGCGGAAUGGUAAGAUGGCGGCGGACGGAGGCCGAGCUGUGCUACCCUGCUCCUUCAGCCCCAAAUCACAGCAGUUUCUGGCUCUCUGCGCACAGGACGGGAGACUGCGCAUCUGGAACACCGACAGCAAAACUCUGCAACAGGAAUACGUGCCUUCCGCGCACCUGAGCGCAGCCUGUACCUGUGUGACAUGGGGACCGUGCGGAGCUGUUCAGGAGGUGCCACAGAGGAAGAGGAGGAAAUGUGAGGCCGGGCCGACACCUGAGCAGUCAGAUCUGUUGGCGCUGGGCACUGCUGCUGGGUCCGUCCUCAUCUAUAGUACAGUGAAGGGAGACCUGCAUUGCACUCUGGAGGGAGGUCACAGUGGACCAGUGAACAGCGUUCAAUGGCAUCCAGAAGACUCAGUGUUAUACAGCGCCUCAGAUGACACACACAUAGCCGAGUGGGACCUGCAGACAGGAAAAGUUCGUUGCAAAUGGAAGGCGGACAGAUCAGCCGUCAGCAGCCUGUGUAUAAGUCCAGAUGGAAAGCUGCUGCUCUCGGCGGGAAUGACCAUCAAGAUGUGGAACCUGGAGACGAAGGAAGUGUACAGGAAAUUCACAGGUCACUCUACCAUGGUAACGACUCUAUGUUUCGCCACAACACGACCCCCAGACAGUAAUGGGAUGUACUUCUUGUCAGGGGCAGCUCAUGACAGGCUCCUGAGUGUGUGGCAGGUACGGUCUGAUGGCAAAGACAAGAACUCUGUGGUGUCUUUUACUCUGACAGAUGAACCCCAACACAUAGACCUUCAGACAUCCAACUCCAAAGAUGAGCCUGUGAGGUUAGCAGUGGUGUGUAAAGACGGUCAGCUUCAUCUCUUUGAGCAUUUUCUCAAUGGGCCGUGUAAGAAGCCGCUGUCUCCAGUGUGUUCCCUGCAGGUGUCCACUAUGAAGGGAGACUCACCUGUGCCUGUGCCUCUGCUCGCAGCAGCUCUAUGUGCUGACAGACAGAACCUGAUGCUGGCAUACGGACAUCACCUGCAGCCUGUCAUGGAGAAAACCCCUUUUAACACAUCAGAGAGACACGUAUGCUUAGUUAGAGAUGUACAUGGCACUCUUUCUCUCUCUGUAGACACUGCUGUCUCUAAGGUGAAGACGCCAGUUGUUAAUAAACAGAGCAUGGUUUUAGUACCAGGACUUCCGGGACACAAGGCACCAAUCAAAUUAACUCCCAAUGAAGCAGCGAAGAGGAAAAAAGAGGACAGUACCACAGAGAUUUCUAUCGAGGAGCGGUUAAAGCAGAUUGAGUUGAGUGUCGGAGGCAAGGGUGCUGGUAAAGGCUCAUCCUCCCUGCAGACGGACAGUUUUGCUGUACUGCUUGUGCAGGGACUGGAGAGCAAAGACGAGCGGAUCCUUUCCAAAAUAUUUCAAACCAAAAAAGAGAUGUUGAUAAAGAACACUGUUGCCCGGUUACCACCUCCGGCUGUCCUGCCAUUGCUGGAAGAGCUGUCCAGAAGACUGCAGGGGCAUCCAUUCGCGGCUCUGCUUAUAGUUCAGUGGUUUAAGGCUGUACUUACACAACACACAUCAUACUUGUCUUCGCUGCCGGAUCUAGUGUCUCAGUUGGGCUCAAUCUACCAUAUGAUUGAGAGCAGGGUGAAGUUAUAUCAGCAGCUCACCCGACUCCAUGGCAAGUUGUACCUGCUCAUGACACAGGUGGCGACAAACAACCGCGCUGAGAAAGUUGGCAAUAUUUCUCACAAAGCACAGCUGGUUUAUGAAGACGAGUCUUCAGAUGAGGAGGAAGGCUCAGGAGAUGAGGGGCGUCCUGAGGAUGACUCGGAUAACUGGGAGGAGGAUGAGGCAGCAAUGGAAGUGACGGAAGACAAAAACAACCACAAAGACGAGGAAGACGAUGAAGAGGAAGAUAUGAAUGAUGAAUCAAAAGCGAAUGGUGAUUCAGAUCUGGACCCUGAAAAUGAGAGCGAGGAAGAAUAAUACCCAAUCUGGCCGCAGGAUUCAAAAAAGGACCCUUACAUUUAUAUAUGAUUUCAUUUUAUUUUUCAUUUUGUUGAAUUUUAUUGUAACAAAACAAAAGUUUAUGUUUUAUAGAAUUUCGAUAACCUUUGCGGCCUGGACUUGUGGAUGUCUUUCUCAGAAAGGUCAUAAGGUUGUGUGACCCUUGACCUAGACUGACAGCUCCUCGUGCGGAAAGCACACACCCGUUGAGGUCCAUUCGAGUCACUUUUCCUUUGACUUGAAACUGCCUCGGUUUUGUCGACCAGCUACAAUAGGAUUCUGUGGGAUUGAUUCCCAAACCAAAUCCCCCUCCAUCCCUCCGCCUGAUUGCAUCCUUAAUCGGGCGUCCGAUGUCCCUGAGGUCCGAGCAUACGACAAUAUCAUGAUCAUGCCCUUCAACACUGUCCUCCAAUCACAUCGUUAACUUAUGUAGUCGUCACUCUCUUUGUCACGGUCAUUUCUCAUGUUUGAAUUCCGUGUCCUGUGUGUGUGAUUUUCAGAUGAGGGUAUUUUUUUUACACCCUCUGCGGUCAUGACCCGGUUCUCGGUCUUGAGAACAGAAAAUGUGAACCUCUCCCAGUACAACAUGAAUCUUAAAACACAGUCCCAGAGGCGUAUAUGUUUAAUUUUACAGUGGUUGCGGUGAGCGGCAACCAAAACUUUUCAUGCAAACAAUAUAUCAGCGACUGUUGUACAGUUUAAAUGAAAUAAAUUCUGUUUUGUUCUCA